Sorghum bicolor (sorghum) is the source of this 1714-nucleotide messenger RNA. Its product is annotated as polyadenylate-binding protein RBP45. Gene Ontology annotation, molecular function: mRNA binding. The record is from RefSeq and is a predicted model, not a curated record. The transcript is spliced from 7 exons. The coding region runs from base 87 to 1391 and encodes 434 amino acids. NCBI's taxonomy places the organism in Eukaryota, Viridiplantae, Streptophyta, Magnoliopsida, Poales, Poaceae. Gene Ontology annotation, cellular component: cytosol.
AAAUUUCCUUCUUCCCCCAUCUCCUCCUCGCCGUCCCUCCUUUCCUCCCGUCGCGGCUAGGGUUAGGGUCGUCUCGCCAAGUCGCCAUGAUGCAGCAGCCCCCGCCGCCGCAGCCGCAGCCGGGCAUGGCGCCGCCUCCUCCUACUCAGGCCGGUGGAGGGCAGCCACCGCAGUGGGGCGGGAUCCCGCCGCCGAUGACGCAGCAGUACGGCGCACCGCCUCCGCAGCAGCCUCCGGCGAUGUGGGGCCAGCCUCCGCCGCAGGCGCACUACGGGCAGGCGCCACCUCCUCAGCCGUACUACGCCGCGCCUCCUGCGCCCGCGCCGGCGCCGGCCGCCCCCGCUGCGGCGGACGAGGUCAGGACGCUCUGGAUCGGGGACCUGCAGUACUGGAUGGACGAGAGCUACGUCUUGGGAUGCUUCUUGAGCACCGGGGAGGUUCAAAAUGUGAAGCUCAUCCGUGACAAGAAUUCAGGACAGCUUCAGGGCUAUGGUUUUGUUGAAUUUACAAGCCGUGCAGCUGCAGAGCGAGUUCUUCAGACAUACAAUGGACAGAUGAUGCCAAAUGUUGAGUUGACAUUUCGGCUGAACUGGGCCAGUGCUGGUGAAAAGCGUGAUGAUACUCCUGACUAUACCAUUUUCGUUGGGGAUUUGGCUGCAGAUGUUACAGAUUACUUGUUACAAGAGACAUUCAGGGUUCAUUAUCCCUCGGUGAAGGGUGCAAAAGUUGUGACUGAUAAAUUGACAAUGCGCACAAAGGGAUAUGGGUUUGUGAAAUUUGGUGAUCCUACAGAGCAAGCUCGUGCAAUGACUGAAAUGAAUGGAAUGCCUUGUUCUUCCAGGCCUAUGCGUAUUGGUCCUGCAGCAAGUAGGAAAAAUACAGGAGGUGUUGUUCAAGAGAGAGUACCAAAUUCUCAAGGAGCUCAGUCUGAGAAUGAUCCUAACAAUACCACCAUAUUUGUUGGUGGUCUUGACCCCAAUGUCACUGAAGAUACCCUAAAACAAGUUUUUUCUCCUUAUGGCGAAGUCGUCCAUGUUAAGAUACCUGUUGGGAAGAGAUGUGGUUUUGUUCAGUUCGUUACCAGACCUUCUGCUGAGCAAGCGCUGCUAAUGCUGCAAGGGGCCUUGAUUGGUGCACAGAAUGUUCGGCUUUCAUGGGGUAGAAGCCUGUCGAACAAGCAGGCUCAGCCUCAGCAGGAAUCCAACCAAUGGGGUGCAGCAGCGGCUGCUGGCGCUGGUGGUUACUAUGGUGGCUAUGGACAAGGUUAUGAGGCUUAUGGCAGUGGGUAUGCACAACCUCAGGAUCCUAACAUGUAUGGUUAUGGUGCUUAUGCUGGUUAUCCCAAUUACCAACAGCAACAAGCUGCACAGCAGCCACAGCAACAACAGUGAGGCGUGUUUGCUCCGGUAGGUCAUUGGGUUGUCGAGAUGGAAUUAAUUAAUAUUAUUUCAAGGCACUCUUAUAUUGCAUUCUUGUCAAUAGAGGUGGUUUCGAAAGGCUCCUGAUUUUGAUGGUCCCAUGGCCCGGUCUCAUCUAUUUAUAUCACAUAUGCCCUGUUAUGUCUAUGAACAAGUGGUGCUCUACUGUGAUUGCUGUGUUGAGACAUGCUUAAUUUCUUUCCAUGCUUCUCGGAUCUAUUGUUAUCUGUAUUACUGUGUAUUGCAAAUCUACUGAUGCUAUAUGCCUAUAUAUGCACUGUGCCGUUUCUCGCCUA